Messenger RNA from Cooperia oncophora, 939 nucleotides. The record is from the annotation of a GenBank genome assembly. NCBI's taxonomy places the organism in Eukaryota, Metazoa, Nematoda, Chromadorea, Rhabditida, Trichostrongylidae.
AUGUUGGGUCGCUCCACUAUAGCAGGACAACGAGCACUAAGCAUCUCUUCCUUGUCGAAGAACAAGGAGGUGUUUAUUAUUGGAGCUGCCCGGACACCAGUUGGGUCCUUCCGAUCACAGUUAGCCUCGGUGUCAGCUCCACAACUAGGAAGUACUGCCAUAAAGGCUGCUGUGGAGAGAGGCGGCUUGAAACCGGAGGAUGUACAGGAGGACGGAAUUGUGAAGGAUGGUCUCACAGACGCUUACGAUCUGUGCCAUAUGGGUAACUGUGGAGAGAAAACUGCGAAGGAAUUAGCAAUCUCCAGAGAAGCACAGGAUGAGUAUGCCAUUGGAAGUUACAAGAAGUCUGCAGCCGCUUGGAAAGACGGAAUUGUGAAGGAUGGUCUCACAGACGCUUACGAUCUGUGCCAUAUGGGUAACUGUGGAGAGAAAACUGCGAAGGAAUUAGCAAUCUCCAGAGAAGCACAGGAUGAGUAUGCCAUUGGAAGUUACAAGAAGUCUGCAGCCGCUUGGAAAAAUGGAAUCAUGGCUGCUGAGGUGGUGCCCGUCAUUGUGAAAGGUAGAAAGGGAGAUGUCACUGUUGAUCAUGAUGAGGAAUACAAAAAAGUCGAUUUCGAUAAGUUGAAGUCACUGAAAACCGUCUUCCAGAAGGAUGGAACGGUUACUGCUGGUAAUGCAUCGACAUUGAACGACGGUGCAGCUGCAGUGCUUUUGGCAAGUUCUGAGGCUGUGAAGCAGCAUGGCUGUAAACCACAAGCCAGAAUUCUUGCAUUCGCUGACGCAGCGACAAAUCCACUGGACUUUGCCCUUGCACCUCCUCUAGCUGUAAAAAAGAUGCUGCAAAGCGCAGGUGUGAAAAUGACGGAAGAUCGAUCAUUGGGAAGUCAACGAAGCAUUUUCGGUUGUUCCCUUGGCAUUUAUCAAACAAGUGGGCUGUGA